AUGGCGAGUUCCACAGACAGCCGUAAGAAGUCGCGAGAGACGGGCAAGUUGGCGAAAGCGAUCCUCGAGGCAGACUCGAGCCUUCCCAGCCCACCCUCCCACGGCGACCUCUCUCCUCUGUCUCGCGCCACGGAGCUCGGCUGGCACACCCUCGUCGCUUCCCCGGCUUCUCAGCUGAGGCACUCUGCACAACGCUUCCUCGGGCGACGCGACGUUCCCUUCGAAGCCUGCGCGGUUGCCCUCGUUCUCAUCUACGUGGUUCUCACCUUCCUCGGCCUGAAGGCGCUCCGAGGCCUCACGUCUCGCACUGCGGGCGCCGGCGGCCGGCGAGGCUCAGGGCGGCGCGUGGUGCUGCUGGGAUCUUCCGGCAGCGGGAAAACCAGCCUCUUCCUUUUGCUGCGAAACGGAGUUGUCACGGAGACGGUUCCCUCGAUGCAGGAAAACAUCGAAGCCGUCCGUGUGUCGGCCUGCAGCCGCGACGGGGAUCCGGACAUUGCGGAGGACGCGCGCGAGGCGUCGCAGGGCUCCGCGGGUGGCGCGGAGAUCGAACUCGUUGACUUCCCAGGGCACGCGCGGUUCCAAGGGCUCGCGAAGCCGUUUAUCGAUAGCGCCGCUGCGCUUCUCUUCCUCGUGGACUCAUCCGAUAAAGCGGCGGUGAAGGCCGGGGCCGAGCAACUCUACGAGCUCUUCGCCACGGAGAGUCUCCACCGCCGACAGACGCCGCUUUUGCUAGUUGUCAAUAAAACAGAUCUGCCCGAGUCGCGGUCGCAGGAGUCCGUCGUCGAGGACCUCGAACGAGAAAUCGAGCGCAGCCGUGCGUCGCGGUCUGCGCUGCUCGAGGGAGAAGACGACGCGGCGAACUUCAUCGGUAUCGAAGGCGAGGCCUUCAAGAUCCUCGCGCAUGCGCCGAAUCCUGUGGAGGUUUGCAGCUGCGCCGUGAAGACCAACGACAUCGAUCAAGUACGGGAGUUCCUCCUGCGGCACUUCGCAUCCGCCUAG
Messenger RNA from Besnoitia besnoiti, 999 nucleotides. RefSeq names its product signal recognition particle receptor beta subunit protein. The coding region runs from base 1 to 999 and encodes 332 amino acids. The transcript has 7 exons. Gene Ontology annotation, biological process: intracellular protein transport; vesicle-mediated transport. NCBI's taxonomy places the organism in Eukaryota, Apicomplexa, Conoidasida, Eucoccidiorida, Sarcocystidae. Gene Ontology annotation, cellular component: cytoplasm. The record is from RefSeq and is a predicted model, not a curated record. Gene Ontology annotation, molecular function: GTP binding.